CAAAAAGGAGAAACGAAGACAUGUUUUUAUUUAGAUCUGGGUUUGGUUCGAUUUCGUUAACUGUUUUAUACAUAAAUAUCUUGAUAGUGUCAAGCAACGUCUUUGGAGAUAGAAAUGGCAAAGGUGAACUGAAAACAAAUAACAAGGAAACAACGUUCAUUUUACGGGCACAAAAAUACAGCAAUGACAAUUAUUAUAAUGAUACAGCUCGCCUGUACGGUCGCCAUCCCCGUAAAGCUGUAGCAGAACUACCAUUGACAAAGAACAUAAAUCGCAAGGUGGAUAAGUCACUUGUAGAGGAAUUUCAUAGUUUCAUAAAACCUUUAGGUGGUUCCGUCCAAUUUGAUUGUUCUACUCGUGCGACAAGGACCAUAUUUAGACAAUACGCGAGAGCAUCACGUCAGUGGGUCCACAAUAACAAUGCUCUCAACAUUGAGAAUGACCGCAUGCUUUACCAGAUGGGACUACUGGCUAUUCAAAACUUAAAAACAACUGACCAGGGUAUUUAUAUUUGUCGAAUAGAAUACGAACCCAUGCAGUUCAAAAGUGUUGCUCUGUUUACGCUCAUAGUGAAGUCGAAUGAACCUGAUGUACGCGUUCAGGAGACCAGUGUCUUGGCUCUACAGUCCUUCAGUGCUCCAUUGGGAUAUCUAUAUCCGUCAGCAACCCGAGCUUGGUGGGUCAAUGACAGAAUAUUUAGUUCAAAGAUACCAGCAAGCCAGACAAAUGAUGACAGGUUCUUCAACGCCAAUAAAAGUUUUGAAGGUAUUUGGACAUGUACUGUAUCUCAUAAAACAAAUGACAGACCAACACGGACGUGGAAAACAGCUCGGUACGUCGUGAAACUGACGCCCCCUCCCUCCAAACUGGAAAAACUUCUGACCUACUGCUCCACGCACCCCGUUACAACAGUGAUGUAUUUCCUGGUUUUCGCGGGCUUUCUCCUCGUCGUCUUCAUAGGCUGUGUCUACAGUGCCGACAAGGUCAAAAUGUCGGCACAAACAGAGAUGGACUCAAUGAAAGAACGGCUGCUUUCGUGUAAAGAUAAUAGCAAGGAUCUAGAUUAUAGUUACGAUGCAUCUCAACCUAAUCCUAAUAAUGACCGUUUUUCAAAAGAAAAUGGAGAAAUAUAUUACCAACAAGAAAAUUAUCAGGAAAUUUUACCGGCGUGAAAAUAAGCGGGAAUAUUAUCCGCGUGAAAAUGGUCAGGGAUAUUAGCCAAUAUGAAAAUGAAUAGGACCUUUCUUCAGAAAUUCGACAAUUAAAAAAAACCCAUUUCAUUCAUACAGAC
Messenger RNA from Pecten maximus, 1291 nucleotides. RefSeq lists its product as uncharacterized. The coding region runs from base 21 to 1172 and encodes 383 amino acids. NCBI's taxonomy places the organism in Eukaryota, Metazoa, Mollusca, Bivalvia, Pectinida, Pectinidae. The transcript is spliced from 2 exons. The record is from RefSeq and is a predicted model, not a curated record.